Messenger RNA from Chrysemys picta bellii (western painted turtle), 1406 nucleotides. Lineage: Eukaryota; Metazoa; Chordata; Testudines; Emydidae. The record is from RefSeq and is a predicted model, not a curated record.
GGCCUUGUAGCUCGUAUAUACUAAUCCUCGUGUCCCCUUGGUCCUAAUUCUCUAGCCAUGGAAGAAAGAGCAAUUCACCGAGCAGAACGGAGGAGGGAACUGGAAGAGGCCAAGAGAAAAAGAGAGGAGGAGAAAAUGGUGCAGCUGAAGGCUGAAGAGGAAGAGCGUCAGAGGAAGGAGGCUGCUGAAAAAGAGGCCCUGCUGGAGAAGAGGCGGGAGGAGAGGAGACAACAGAAAUUGAAAGAACUGGAGAAGCAGAGAAGGCUGGAGAAAGAGCAGCAGCUCCUGGCAAAAGCCAGAGACCAUUACAAGAAGGUCCUGCUGAGAAAGAAGGGGCUGGAGCCCUGGAAGAGGCUGAGGGACCAAGCCAAGGAAAACAUGGUGGUGGCACAAAAGCACCGCUGCUCGGGAUUGCAAAGGAAGUGCCUGCUGGCCUGGCUGCGGCACGUCCAGGAGAGCCUCGCUGAGAAGAUGGCUCGGGCUGAGGAAUUCUCUUCCCGCAUGUUACUCAGAAGGGGGUUCAGGAGCUGGUUAAAGUACAAGGAUUAUCUCUCUGCUCUGGAAGAGAGAGCUAGCAGGCUCUAUGCAGCCUCCCUCAAGAAGAAGUUGUUGUGGGCAUGGUUUGACCUGCUCAACGAGGAGAAGAGUGCAUUAUGGGAAAAGCAGAAGAUCGCAGCUGAGCACAGUGAUAGGAGAAUAACACUGACCAUGUUCAGGGCCUGGAGGCAGUACCCAGCACUGAUGAAGGAGGAAAGAGAGAAAGAGGCAAGGAGAGAGCAGCUACGCAAGAGAGUAGCCGAAAUUCUCCCCGACUUCCGAAGAUGACAGGAAGGACUCUGGGCAACGCUCCCUCCUUGAUGAGCAGAGUGGACCUAAGUGGAAGGAUUCAGCUAGUGAUGUGAGCUCACCCCUGUGAAUGACAGGAGCUCUUCCUGGUUUGGUGCAGUGGGGGCAAAGGGAGUGUUCUAGGGCCCAUGGCCACUUGUGUUUCAAGUGCCACUUUUAACAUUCAGUCUAACCUGAGGACGACAGUGAAAACUGGACUGUUGGCGUCACUCUCUAGCCACUAGGCUGCUUUCCCACAGUGGGAACAUGCCAGAGCAACACCCCGUCAGAUGGGCAGUGAGUGGGGCUAGAGCACGAGAAUCAAGGCAGGAUAAAUUCCAGGCCAGGUGCAAACUUUGCUUCCAAACCUCCCCCGGGAUUUUUGCUGCCUUUAGCAUAGGGCUGUCGAAUUGAGACACUGUACUUCCUCCCUAAGGGACAGGAAGCGCAGAACCAAAAUGUGCCUUUUUGUGCUGGAGCAGAGCCCUGGAUGCCUUUCUGUUGUCAGUACUCUCGCCUUGUGGUUUGACACAAUGUGGCUGUAUCUGCGAAUAAAUGAAUGGAGUCCUUUUACCCUCAAA